This is a messenger RNA of Lagopus leucura (white-tailed ptarmigan), 732 nucleotides long. It is a transcript of the gene NR2C2AP, whose product is annotated as nuclear receptor 2C2 associated protein. The transcript is spliced from 6 exons. NCBI's taxonomy places the organism in Eukaryota, Metazoa, Chordata, Aves, Galliformes, Phasianidae. Bases 45 to 467 code for a protein of 140 amino acids. The record is from RefSeq and is a predicted model, not a curated record.
AAGGGGAGGCGGCGUUUCCUGCACGGGGUCCGUCGCACGCAGCGAUGCCCGCGGAGCCCUUGGUCUGCGCUGAUACGGCCACGCGGGUGAGCUCGGUGCUGAACCGCGACGUGAAGCAGUUCGGGAAGAAGCACAUGUUUGACGGCAGCGAGGAGACGUGCUGGAACUCGGACCAGGGCUCGUGCCAGUGGGUCACCCUGGAUUUCCCCCACACCGUCAGAGUCUCACAGCUCCACAUUCAGUUCCAGGGGGGUUUCUCCAGCCGGCUGUGCACGCUGGAAGGCUGCAGAACAGGUGAAGAACUGGUGAAAAUAUCUGACCUGUACCCCGAGGACAUCAAUGCCAUGCAGAGAUUCCAGGUGGAGGAGACAGCGCUGGAUACGUUGAAGAUCACCUUUGAGAACAGCACUGACUUCUUUGGACGCAUUGUGGUGUACCACCUCCAGGUGCUGGGGGAGAGGCUGUAGGGCAGCAGUUGCUCACCCAUCACCUGCAUUCCCCUGUGGAGGAGCUGCUCACGUGGGGAAAUGGGACAGCAAGCCCCACCAGCAGUGAUUUGCCACCCCCAGCUGUACCCAAAGCGCUGAUGGAGCGGGGAACUCCACCCCAUGGGAUGGCAGAGCAGAGGGACACUCGUGCAGAGCACUACAUGCUGGAAUUGUAAGCCACCUUUGCUGUGUUUUGGUGGGAUGCAGCCUGUGCAGAUGGCUGAAUAAAUGCUGGUGUCCCACA